CUUUCAAUUAAAUGUCUCUCGAAGUUGGCGCCAUUUAUAUCAUUUUGUUCGCUCGCCCAACAGAGCCGGGAACUUACCACUGGGGAUUGUACCACCAUUGUACCCCCCCAAGUCCAAUAGCGCGAUACGGUUCUGGUUACAGGUUUCAUGUGACGAACGCAGGCAGUCUCCCAGGACAGUUUGUGCAAGAUUUCGGCAUGACCUCAGGCGCAUUGAUCUCAUUCGCUUUGGUUGGACUUAUCAAGAUCGGCCAACUUGACCCAGCAUACGUGGCUCAUCUCCGGAUGCAUCUUGAGCAGGUUGACUGCACCUCUCCUUCUCCAGAUAUCAUAUUUUCGUGCCAAGUCUGGGUACUGAAGGCCAUCGCUCUGCUCAUCCAUCUGGGUGUCGUCCACUGCAAUGACAUCAAUGCGCUAGAACGCGAAGUAUGUGGCUUCGCAGACCAAGAAUGGGCUAACGCGGAAGGCAAUAAGCAGCCACGCCCUAUUGUACAGUCAAAUGUUUGCACUUUUGCUUAACAA
Guyanagaster necrorhizus is the source of this 521-nucleotide messenger RNA. RefSeq lists its product as uncharacterized. The record is from RefSeq and is a predicted model, not a curated record. NCBI's taxonomy places the organism in Eukaryota, Fungi, Basidiomycota, Agaricomycetes, Agaricales, Physalacriaceae. The transcript is spliced from 2 exons. Bases 12 to 518 code for a protein of 168 amino acids.